AUGAGUGAGAAUCAAGAGUUUCUAAGACAAUUAAAUCAGGAAAAGUCAGAUUUGGUCAAACAAAUGAGAGAUGAAAUCAAGAUGGAAAUGAUCAUAGAGAUGACACAAAAAGAAACUUACAAUGUCAACGAUCUAUUAUUGGCUUUACCACUACCAUCACAACCAAAUGAUAAUCAGCAACAACAGCAACAACAACAACAACAACCAGUGGGAGAAGACACAGAGGAAGAUGAAUAUGAUGAUGGAGAUGAAGAAGAGGAGGAAGAGAUUUUAAAUACUCAUAUACCAGUACCGUCUCCUGUUGUUGCAUCUAGUGCUGCUGUUUCAAUAGAUAGAAAGUCUAAUCUCAAAGGUGUUCAGGUUGAGCAGGAAUUGGAAGAUGAGUCAUACAACUGGAAGACCUCGGAAUGGGAUCACACACAAAGAGACUACUAUGCCUUCAAUCAUCCGUAUCAGCCAUCCGAUACCUAUGAAGACCACGAAUACUUUACAAGUUACUCAAGAGUUAGUAUUCAUAAUGAAAUGGUAUUUGAUAAAAGACGUACGGAAGCAUACUAUCAGGCUAUCAUGAAGAGUAAACAAUUGUUUAAGGAUAAGGUGGUGAUGGAUGUGGGAUGUGGUACUGGUCUGUUAUCUUGUUUCUGUGCGAUGGCAGGUGCCAAGCGUGUCUAUGCUGUCGAGGCUUCCGAUAUGGCGUUCAAUGCCGAGCUGAUUGUCAAUAGAAACAACCUGCAAGACAAAGUGCGUAUCUACAAGGGUAAAGUCGAACACAUUGCAUUCCCAGAGUAUGUCGACAUCAUCGUUAGUGAAUGGAUGGGUGCAUUCCUCAUCUUUGAAUCAAUGUUGGAAUCCGUAAUCUAUGCAAGAGAUCAUUUACUUAAACCUAAUGGUAUAUUAUUCCCAUCGAAAGCAGCAUUAUAUGUAUCACCAGUUAGAGUAGAUUCACUGAUGGAUAGCAAAAUUAAUUGUUGGAAUAAUGUUUAUGGAUUGGAUAUGUCACCUUUAAUUCCAUUUGCUCAACAAGAAACUUUGAAUAAAACGAUUAGAGAUCAUUACUUGGAGACAACAGAUAUUCUAGACGAUCCAUUUAUUCUUAGAUAUUUAGAUUUAAGUACUAUUACAAUUGAUAGUUUAUCAAGAACUGUAUUAAACUUUAACUUUAAAUUACCAAAUGGUGCUUUUCAUGGAUUUGCAUCUUGGUUCUCUGUAUAUUUCGAAUGUCUAGAUCGUCAAGAAAAUCAAGAGUACAACCAUCAUCACCACUGGGUAAUAGAUAUCGAUGGUAAUCUCGUUGAGAAAUCAAAGUGUGAUAGUCAUCAGACAAAGUUGUCACCACAGCCAUUCGAGAUGUCUUCCAACACCUUGGAGUUGGCGACAGCACCUGGCACAGGAUCGACACACUGGAAACAAUUGUUGUUCCUCUUUGAACAACCAAAGGAUAUCUAUCAUCAUCAGGUAGAUAAGCAGUCGACCGCAUCGAUUCAAGGAACCAUGAGAGUAUCUCAACAUCAAACCUACCGUCGUCACUGGUGGGUAGAAUUCAGCGCAACUCAAACCGUAAAUUCCACCCGAUCCGGAUCCUAUCAAAAUUAUCUCAUCUAA
This is a messenger RNA of Heterostelium album PN500, 1602 nucleotides long. RefSeq names its product protein arginine methyltransferase (gene prmt2). The coding region runs from base 1 to 1602 and encodes 533 amino acids. Lineage: Eukaryota; Evosea; Eumycetozoa; Acytosteliales; Acytosteliaceae. Gene Ontology annotation, molecular function: protein-arginine N-methyltransferase activity. The record is from RefSeq and is a predicted model, not a curated record. The transcript is spliced from 5 exons. Gene Ontology annotation, biological process: peptidyl-arginine methylation.